UGAAGCGUAUCGUCAGCGAAUUAGUAAACUUAACAUUUUAUAAUUACGCUAUGAUACAACGCUUUUUAUAAAUUAUUUUAUAAAAAAAAUUAUUUUUUAUAUUAUAUUAUCAUUUCAAUCAUUCUUUUUCAAAAAUUAUUUUAUAUUAUUUUACUUUUCUACACCGUUUUUUUGACUCGUUGAAGAAGUUUUUACACAAUGGGUAAACUGGGGAUCAGACAUUUGCAAGUCCUUCUACUUUUCUUCGCCAUGGUCAUUGGAUAUUUUCUUAGAGUGGGAAUGUCAGUGGCUGUUGUGGCAAUGUCAAACUCUACUGCGGCGAAUCCAGAGAUCGAAGAUUAUGGAUGGACUUCGUCGCAAAGGUCAUCGAUCCUUAGUUCGUUUUUCUGGGGUUAUACGAUAAUGCAGAUGCCAUCGGGCUAUAUCAUUACCAUUUGGAGUACUCAAAAGCUUCUCUGUUUGGGGAUGUUCAUUUGCGGUUUAUUUAGUUUACUGAUGCAGGUUGCUGCUCAUUAUGGCGGCAUCAUAGCUGUAUACGUUUGCAGGGUAGGCAUGGGUCUCUGUCAAGGUUGCCUCUUACCUUCCAUACACACCCUUCUCUCCAAAUGGGUGCCGCCCUCAGAGAGGGCAAGACUUGGUACCUUCACAUACGCAGGAGCACAGUUUGGUACCGUUAUCGCUCUUCCACUUAGUGGUCUGCUCGCAGGAUCAUCGAUAGGAUGGCCUAGCAUUUUUUAUAUUUCUGGUGCUUUUUCUAUCUGCUGGAGUAUAAUAUUUCUCUUCCUCGGUUCUGAUACACCGACUACUCACUCAACUAUUUCCUUCGAAGAAAAGAUGUAUAUUGCGAGCAACCUUGAAACUUCUCAUCCUGAUAACGAAGAGAAAUUACGAACACCAUGGAAACAGAUUUUUACAUCGACACCAAUGUGGGCAUUGAUAAUUGCUCAUUGCGGUCAAAGUUGGGGAUAUUGGACUCUUCUCACGGAAAUGCCAACUUAUUUGAACUCAGUUUUGGGUUUUGAUAUCGAAAAGAAUGGAAGUAUCUCAGCAUUGCCCUAUUUGGUGAUGUGGAUGUUAAGUUUCCCUGUAAGCUGGCUUUCGGAUUACGCUCUUAAAAAGAAUGUUUCUAGGUCGGUGACGAGGAAGUUAUCUAACACUAUCGCUUAUUGGGGCCCUGCCGCAGCUCUGGUUGUUUUAGGUUUUGUUCCGAUCAAUAAUCCACUGUGGACUAUUGUAAUUCUUGUUAUAGCGGUUGGACUUAACGCUGGAUCGCUUUGUGGAUAUCAAAUAAAUCACAUUGAUCUUAGUCCGAAUCAUGCCGGCACUAUGAUGUCUAUCACUAAUUGUUUGGCCUCUGUCAUCGCGAUAAUUGCACCUAUAAUCUGUGGGGAAAUCGUUUACGACUUGAGCAGUACAUCUCUAUGGUCAAUAAUAUUUUAUAUUUCGGCUAGCGUUUAUUUCGUGAGUAAUUUGAUAUUUCUCAUUUGGGGUAAAGCCGAAAUACAAUGGUGGAACGAUCUUAAAAGCGGUAAAGAGAAUAAUGUGUUACUCAAACCGAUUUAGUGUGCAAUAUUGAUUCUGACAAGAAUAAUGGUUGUAAUUAUAUUUUUUUAUGCGAAUUAGCAUUCUAUAUAAUAAUUGCCGAUACAUGUAGCAUUCAUAUGCAUUCAACAGACUGCAUCAAUGCUCAUUAUUCAUUCGCAUAAUUCUUCUUUUCAUGUUAAUUUUUGAUGUACCAUUUGUCUUGUUAUUUUUAUGUUGUAUUUAUAUCGUGUACCAAAGUUCGAUCAUUAUUUAUUGUAUCAUAGUUAUAUAGAUAAAUGAAAAAAAAUAUAUAUUAUAUAUUAUGUAUAUAUAUAAAUGUAUUAUAUUGUUAAUGCGAUAAGUUGUUGAACGAAUAAUUUUAUUAUUGAUUAUGUUGGUUCUUAUUUUGUCUUCUUACGUGUCGAGACAUUUAACACUCAUAGAUAAUAGUUACUGAAAUAACGAAUUGAUUUCCUAACUUAUCGACGGUACAUAGUCCAAAUUUUUAAUUCAUUUCUGUCGAUAAUAGCACUGCUAUCAUAUAUCUCCUGUCGACAAUAUUGCAUAUAAGAAGGGGUUAACCUUUUUGUCUUAACGGGCUUGUGAAAUAAUGUACAUUUAAUUUUCCUAUAUUAAAAAUGUUUUAUAAAUAGGAAUAAUAAAGAGAUUAAAAUUUUUGAA
Vespula pensylvanica (western yellowjacket) is the source of this 2205-nucleotide messenger RNA. RefSeq names its product putative inorganic phosphate cotransporter. The record is from RefSeq and is a predicted model, not a curated record. Gene Ontology annotation, cellular component: plasma membrane. Gene Ontology annotation, biological process: monoatomic anion transport; transmembrane transport. Lineage: Eukaryota; Metazoa; Arthropoda; Insecta; Hymenoptera; Vespidae. The transcript has 7 exons. Gene Ontology annotation, molecular function: transmembrane transporter activity. The coding region runs from base 199 to 1563 and encodes 454 amino acids.